Molecule: messenger RNA, 1527 nt
Organism: Rhodofomes roseus
Lineage: Eukaryota; Fungi; Basidiomycota; Agaricomycetes; Polyporales; Fomitopsidaceae
Product: CRAL-TRIO domain-containing protein
Exons: 8
Coding region: 433-1527 (364 amino acids)
Molecular function (GO): phosphatidylinositol transfer activity
Source: RefSeq, a predicted model, not a curated record
CGCAGCUUCCCGUGGAAAUUAUACCUGCCAAACAAGCACACGACCAAAUUUGAUUAGCCCCUCACUCCUGGAAGACAGACAGCGUACGAGGGAUCUGGGUAGUCCCUGCCCAGCCUGUGCAGCUCCUUGUACAGCGCCAGGGCCCUCAUACGAGGGGACUUGUUCGCCAUGGGCUUGACGAAGGGCAUUUAGUGGAGUCGUGUGCGGACCCGCGCGUCCUCCGUCGUCGUCCGGGCACAGGGGACAAGCGCCUGCUGUUGCCCAGAAAGUGCGACCACGUGACCGUGCAGACGCGCUUGGGCACGGCACGGACGCUGCCUUUCUCGACUCGGACGCGCUGUAUCUCCACCGCCGCCAUCGAACCAUUUUCAUUUGGUUUUUAUACGCACGCCGCCGUGGCUGUGUCUGACCCCCUCCCCGUCGUCCAUCACAAUGAGCGUGUUCAGCAAGAAGUCCUCUGCCAGCGAUGCAUCCGACGCUGAACGCGUCUACGAGCCCCUUCCCAUACCUCAGCUCGUGGAGAAGCUCGCAAGUCCACCGAAGGAGCUCGAGCUUACGUCCGAACAAGAGAAGGUGUUUGACGAAGUACUCGAGCACUUUGCGGCCGAGGAUUACCAACUUCCUUGCGAGGAGGAUAGGUCAUUGAAGGAGGCGGAGAAGUUCUGGCUGACGUGGGACUGUAUACACAGGUACUGUCGUGCAGUGAAGUGGGCAUCAGCCAAGAGUGCAGUCAAGCGUCUCGAGGAGACCCUCAUAUGGCGCCGAGAAUAUGGUGUCUAUGACAUGAUUACUGCAGACCAUGUCGAGCCCGAGGCCCUGACAGGCAAGAUGAUUCUCUUUGGCUAUGACCAAGGCGGUCGACCAGCCCUAUACCUCCGCCCGAGCAAGCAGAAUACGGAAGAGAAUCCCAAGCAGCUUCAUUUCGUCGUGUGGGCACUGGAGCGUUGUGAGGAUCUCAUGGGUCCUGGAAUUGAGAAUCUCACUUUGAUGGUGGACUUCGCUGACCGAGCGAAGAACCCAUCUAUGCAGACCUCGCGUGCGACUCUCAAUAUCCUGCAAAAUCACUAUCCUGAACGACUCGGCCGUGCCCUCGUCGUGAACGUCCCCUGGCUAGUGCACGCCUUCCUCAAGCUGAUCAUGCCCUUCGUCGACCCGCGCACGCGCGACAAGAUUCGCUUCAACCCGGACUGCAUCAAGGAGGGCCUCUUCGCGCCAGACAUGCUCAUGCGCGAGUGGGGCGGCGCGUGCGACUUCGAGUACGACCACGCGCGGUACUGGCCUGCGGUCGUCCGGAUGUGCGACGAGCAUAGGCAGCACAGGCUGGAGGUGUGGCGCGAGAUGGGCGCGAAGGUCGGGAUCCGCGAGUGGGAUAUCAAGGGGCAGGCUGAGAACCAGGAUGUCGCGGUGGCGGACCGGUCGGAGGCUGCGACGUUGUCGGAUGGUGUGAGGGGCAUCGACUUGAAACAAGUCGACGAGACUGACGCGAUUGUGGAGUCUGAGCCGCAGGCUGUUGCUAUUGCGACGUGA